Angiostrongylus costaricensis is the source of this 774-nucleotide messenger RNA. The record is from the annotation of a GenBank genome assembly. NCBI's taxonomy places the organism in Eukaryota, Metazoa, Nematoda, Chromadorea, Rhabditida, Metastrongylidae.
AUGACUUCUAUUCGAGGUUACUCAAGACCUCUUCUUUCUUCGUUGCUCAUGAAUCGCAGUCCUCAGUCACCGUUUGCCACUACAGCAGCCAGCAGUAAGACCUGUGUUUCAGAGCCGCAUAGUGUGACGCAGAAUUUCGAUAAUUUGCUCAUUCUCGAUUUCGAAGCUACAUGCUGUGAUAGUGGACCAAUCCUGCCGUACCAGGAAAUAAUCGAGUUCCCUGUUGCAAAACUCGAUGUAAAAUCAUGGACAAUCACUUCUUGCUUUCAUCAAUAUGUAAAACCAACUGCCAAUCCCAAUAUCACUUCAUUCUGUACGCAUCUCACUGGCAUCAUUCAGGUGAAGUUUGCUGGUUUUGAAGGGCUCUUAAUUUCUGCGCAGCAAAAAUGUGGAUUGGCUAAAAAUUUACAGGAAAUGGUGGACAACCAGCCAACUAUCGAUCAAGUGCUUAACGACUUCGAUGAGUGGAUGAAAAAGGAAGAAAUACUAAAAUCUCGAUUUGCUUUCGUCACAUGUGGAGAUUGGGAUUUAGGCGUAAUGCUACCAUCUGAGGCAAAGAUGAAGAAUCUGGACAUACCCAGCUAUUUUAAUUCAUGGAUUAAUGUGAAAAAGUCUUAUUGUGAACACAGUGGCAUAUUUGCGAAGGGUUUAAGGGAUCUACUGAGAAUAUACAAGCUAAACCAUUCGGGACGUAUUCAUAGCGGUAUUGAUGACGUAAAAACCAUAUGUGCCAUAACAUCAGCAAUCGCCAAAGAAGGGUACGUAUUCAGGUGA